CGAUUUAAUGUUAGCCAGUGUGACUACUGGCUACUGACAGGUCAACAGUUGGGUGGAGCGUUUCAGCGUAGCUGGAAACAGUCAUCGUCAUACUUCGAAUGUAUGUCGACGAAUAUUUCUUCCCAGUGAUUAUAAAGUGUGAGUGUGUCUACUAAAUUGAAAAAGUGUAACAUAACACAAAAAGUGAUUCAAAAAUGGCUGAGGAGACCACUGCAUCCACCCUCUUGACGAGAUUGAAGGGAUAUCUUAAAGAAGCACCCUUUUUCUGCAAAAUUAUCGAACUGAUUUUCUGCGUUAUUGCGACAGGAUUGGUGGCAGGACCAUUUCAACAAAAUCAAAUACGGCCGGCUGAUAUACACCAUAUAGCGAUAUUUCAUGUGGCAGUAUGCGGUUAUGUUCUUAUAAAUGCAAUUCUUAUCAUGAGUCAUUUAUUAGGCGAACGAUUGCCGAAAAAAACAGCUCUCAUUUUUACGACAAUGGGAGCGAUUCUGUGUUGCACCGCUGGCCUCAUUCUAAUUCGCGACUGGGACAAUUUCUCGACUAAUCUGAUUCACGCGUAUCUGGAGGAGUAUAGUGACCAAAUGGUUGCAGCCGGUUCUUUCGCAAUCCUAGCUGCCCUAGUAUUCGCUAUAGACACGUACUUUACUAACAAAUAUGACUGAUCAUCCAGAGAAUCUGGAUUAUUACAAGUAUUGCAAAAGCAAGAAACAAAAUCAAUCGUUUCGUUUCCUAUUCCAUUUUCACAAAAAUAUAUUAUUUCAUUAAUCAUUUCUAAAUGUUUUAUAUCAAUUUUUACGAAAAAUGUUCUUCGCUUCUUGCGUGUCUCCACUGGCAUACUACUGUUAUAUGACGAAUAUAAUAAUAUGCCAAAAUAAAUACCAAGCGUAUAAUGUUGAUAAGUAUAAAUAUUCAGAUGGAGACGUAAUUGUUUUAGAGUAAUUAUAUGAUUCAUUCAAUUAAACAAUGUUUGUAAUUACUCCUUAUCAAGUAUAUUAUUUAUAAUUAUAUAUGUAUUUAUAUUAUUUUAUAUGGAAAAUGCUUACAAUAAAUAAUUACAUAUCACAACACUA
Messenger RNA from Formica exsecta, 1070 nucleotides. RefSeq lists its product as uncharacterized. The transcript has 3 exons. Bases 195 to 662 code for a protein of 155 amino acids. Gene Ontology annotation, biological process: septate junction assembly. The record is from RefSeq and is a predicted model, not a curated record. NCBI's taxonomy places the organism in Eukaryota, Metazoa, Arthropoda, Insecta, Hymenoptera, Formicidae.